Lytechinus variegatus (green sea urchin) is the source of this 1449-nucleotide messenger RNA. RefSeq names its product scavenger receptor cysteine-rich type 1 protein M130-like. Gene Ontology annotation, cellular component: membrane. NCBI's taxonomy places the organism in Eukaryota, Metazoa, Echinodermata, Echinoidea, Temnopleuroida, Toxopneustidae. The record is from RefSeq and is a predicted model, not a curated record. The transcript has 4 exons. The coding region runs from base 18 to 842 and encodes 274 amino acids.
UACUAUAAGCAUUCAACAUGAAGUGCAUGAGUGGUUUGCUCCCAUGUCUGGUUGUGUGUUUGGUUUAUGUUGGCUCGGUGUGUGCCCAAACGGAACAUGUUGAAGGUGAUAUCCGUCUGGUUGAUGGGAUCUCCAAUUCCAACCAAGGUCGAGUGGAGAUUUAUCACAACGGUGUCUGGGGGACGGUCUGUGGCAGAAAUUGGGGUUGGGAGGAGGCUACCGUUGUCUGCAGACAGUUGUAUUUGGGGGAGGUCCUGCUCCAGAAGGCGUUUUUCGGCAACGGUUCUGGGCCUAUAUACGUCGGGGCAGACUGUCACGACCAUGACUUCCACAUCGAUGAUUGUCAUGGGUACUGGGAAGAGGUACCGACCACCUGUACACACGAGGAUGAUGUGGCUGUGAUCUGCUACCCAGAGGACCAUGAAGAAGUCGUUGACGGUUUAACGAUGUGGCAGGAAUUGAUCAUCAUAAUUGCAUUUGCAAUCUCCUUAAUGCUCUUUCUUAAAAUGGUCAAAUUUGUAGAAGACAGCAAGGUUGAUGUUGUCGGUGAUGACAUUGCUCUUAAAGAAAUAAAAACUGACGACCAUCCAUAUGCCGCUAGCCAACAUGUUAGUACAGCUGAUGAGUGUCAUGUCCCAGCUGAUACAGAGGCUGCAUCAACAAGUAAACAGGUAGACUACGCAAGUAAAAGUGAUGACACAACGAGUGCAUUUGAGGUCACUGCAAGCGAGACCGAUGUCAACAAAAAGGAACUAAAUGAGACUGAAGGAGUACAGAAACAUAUUUCAAGAGAUAAACCCAACAUCCAAAGUGUAGAUGUUUCUGUUCAGACUGUAGAGUGACACUGUUUUGUUAUGUGUUUGUUUUAACUUGGAAGUGUUAAAAUUGAUUUGUUCAAAGGACACACACUAAACUGUGUAGCUUUAAUUCUAACAACUAGUGAACACAACAUAUUUCAAUUACAUGUAUUACCAAUACAACCAUCACUACCACUAUUUUAAUUAUUUUCAUCAUAAGAGGUGUUGUGGCUCAGUGGAUAAACUCCAGACUUUAAACAACAAGGUCUACUGUUCCAACCUCCCUGCAUCACCAUAAACAUCAUCCUCAUCCUCUUCAUCAUCAUCAUCAUCAUGUAUUUUGGCCCAGUGGAUAAUCUCCAGACUUUGAACCACAAGGUCUAGGGUUAAAUACCCCUGCAGCACUAGUCUUUUGGCAAGGCAUUUAUCUACAUUUGCAACACUCUGCCGAGUCUAGUAAAUGGGUACUCGGGAGGAAGAAAUUUCUUGAAUGCUACAGUGUCUGAUCAGGGUAGCUGUGCUAAAGCCGAGGUAAUACGUGUAGUAUGAAGUGCUUAGAAUCAUUGUACUAAGCAAUAUAUCAAUGUUGUAUAUUAUCAUUAUUGUGAUUUAUAUCAUUAUCAUCAUCAUCAUGCUUUUAGUAUCAUCUUCA